This is a messenger RNA of Leptinotarsa decemlineata (Colorado potato beetle), 3080 nucleotides long. RefSeq lists its product as uncharacterized. Lineage: Eukaryota; Metazoa; Arthropoda; Insecta; Coleoptera; Chrysomelidae. The record is from RefSeq and is a predicted model, not a curated record.
UUCUAUUUGACAUGAAAUAUAAAUGGUUGGUGGAUAUUUUGUUUUGAUAAAUAGUUUUCUUUGGAUUUACGGUAUGCGACUACAAAAUCGUAGGAUGCCCAGAAAUCAAUAAGAUUAUUUCUUCACAUCAGUUUAAAUAAUAUUAUUGAUACAAUUGGUAUAUAAGUUUCUGCAGUCUGCGGAGCCUUAAAAACUAUUACUGUGACUGGAUAUUGAGUAUUUAAAAUGACAGAUUCAGAAUCUCAGGAUGAAUAUUGAAGAGCGUAAUUGAUAAAAAGAAGUAAUAAAAAAGGUUACAAUGUUGGUGCAACUGAUAUUUGACAAUCUUUCAAGAGACUGUUUUGUUUUUGUUUAAAUUUCAAAUCAAGAACAUGAACAUGGAAACCUGUUGAAUUGCCCAAAACUGCUUUUAAAAAGUUUCAGUGAGAUAAAUAUGGACAUUCAGAAUGAAAAUUGGGUAGAAAACCAAACGAACCAGCAGGAUACAUCCCUUCAAUCUGCUAUCAGUUCUUUAGCGGUCGAGAACGACACUAAACACGUUUUAGGAAAUGUAAAAGUAUGCCUUGAAUAUUUAUCAACUUUCAGUAUAUCAGAAGUGGACACCACAUUGUUGAAACAGGUCUUGCUUGCAAUACAGAAAGGCUUACAAAAGAUUUAUGAUGAUAACUCUCUUCUUUCCGACACAUCCAAUGAUGACUUUGUCGUCAAUAUUCUGAAAGACAAUUUACAUAUGGCUUCAGAUUUUCUGCAAUUGAUGAGGGUUAUUUUUGAAUUCGUGCUUGAAAAUAACGAAGUUAGGCUGAGUAGCGUGAAGAAUACGACCUUCACCUCUGCACAAGUAAUUCUAUCUACUUUCGAUCAUUGCAAAAGCAGUUCUGAGGAUUACAAAGACACUUUCAGAGAGGAUCUUCUGGAGAUUUUUCAGAAAGCACAAGAGCUGCAUUUGUUAUUUCUGAAAAUGCUAGAGACCUGUGCAGCUAUAGAUCUAUCAGAAAAUAGCGAUGAAAUAUUAAUUUUAAAGCAAGUUUUAGAAACAAUAUGUGCCCUCAGUAUAGUUCUGUCAGACCUGAAUAUGAAAUCCUUGAUCACAAACUGGAAGGGAUAUAUAGCCAUUGCUCAAAAAUUUUCACAUGUUUUGAUUGACUACAUCGAUAUCAAACUGCCUAUCAACUGUCUGACAUCGGAAAUAGCAAGAACCCUUUCUUCCCUGCAUGAAAUGGAAUAUGAUGAUCCAAGAGUGGUGCAAGUGAUACGGAAAACAGGGUUUUUGGUAAAAGUUGUUCUGAAAAUUUGUGAUAUAUUUUGGGAUUGUAUGGAGAAAGUGUGUGAAACUGUCCUGGACUUCAAUUGCAUAGUUUACAGUAAACCUCCAGAGUACUUCGAGUCCUUUGGGUUUUCCGGAGAUAUUAUUUCAUUGAUAGAAAAUUCAAUUUUUACAUCCCUAGUGCCCUUUGUAUCAAGGCUGGUAGUAAAUGAUGCCUUCCUACAGGUGUUGUCUAAUCAAAACUUUCCAGCUGAUAAGUUUUCACUUGGACUCCUGAAUUUCCUGAACGAGUUUUUAAAAUGUGUGAUAAAAAAAGAAAAUGUUGACUGCCUGGAUCAUGUAAUAAGGCUGAUAUUUACAUCUACCAAAGAAUGCUUUGAAGAGUUUUCUUCACCUCUUUCCUCAGCCAGAAGUAUUUUCCAUAAUCUGGUAAUACAUACAGCCGCCUCUGUUAUAAACCAUGAUGGUUUUUAUGCUGGGACUGAACAAAUACUUUUAGAAAAUAUCCUUCAGGAAGAUGUCUGGUGUGCUAUGUUAGCCACCGAUGUUUGGUGCCUUCUUUUAGGAAAAUCGACGGAAACUUUCCGUCUCGAAACGUUUUUCAACCUGGUAAAAAUUUAUAAAGAAUUAGAUUUCGGUACAAACACGCACAGAUUGGAGAAAAUUUAUUUGAGAAAUUUCAUACGGAGGGUUUUCGGUUUUUUGCCGGAAAAUUCGAAGAAUGAAGCGAUAGAAAUUACCAGAAGGAAUGGUAUCAGUUUGUGGAAAAUUACGGGUUUUGAAAAUUUCCCUGCACAAAAGCGACAGCUAGUUGAAGAUGUAUGCACUUUGACUGUGGAGAAAAUCGGCCGCAUGGACAAGGAUGGUUUUGGAAUCGAGGAAUUUAGGAGUAUUGUAGAGAAUUUAGAAUCGUUAUCGUCCGCAAGUGUUCAAGAUAUGGGACCGAAUUCCAAGAAUCUGGUCGACGCCAUAGGCAUGUUCUGGGAAUCCAGCUAUGUCCUUUUGUCCAAUAAUGUAUUCAACUAUUUUAUCAGGGCACUCUGCAAAAUGACAAGAACGCUUAUCUCGGAAUUCGACAAUAGACAGUUAUUCACGAUCCUAAACCAGCUAAAAAUGUUCUCUGCCGAAGACGCUUUCAAGCUCUACGUAUGCGAAAUACUCUCCUCUCUGUCAGAGAAAAAUACCAACGAGUUCGGCCAAGACCAGUUCAAAAUAUUCUCUCUCAUGUCGGGUGUCCUCUAUCCUAAUCUCAUCACCUCCUCUAACAUCAUCAUAAAACAAAGUGCCCUGGAGCUCGUCGAAAAACUUGUCGCGAACGACAAAGAGGAUGUUGUUAGGGAGACGAUGAAUGCUUCUAGCGAGGUCAAAAUCGAGAUCGUCAACUAUUUACAAAAAGAGGUCGCUUCUAAAGCUGUCGACAGAGACUACUUCAGAUCGCUUGGUGAGUUGGAAUACACCCACCAGUGUGUCAAGUGGCAAUCCGGGAACAUUGUGCAAGUUUCUAAACGAUUCAAGUUGGAUGAGGUCCCCAAGGAAGUCAAAGGGAAGUCUGCCAAGGUUCUAAAACCCAAGGUGAGAGCAGCAGAGGGAAAACAACGCUGCCAGCAGAAAGAAGCUGCUGUUGAUGGAGCUGAUGAGGAUAAGACUGAUGUAAAUGAAGCUAUAGCUAGUAUAAAGAGUGAAGUUAAGUGUCUGAUGAAGGUUUUGAAGACGGAGAAGUUGACGCAGAAGAAUGUGUCCGAUUUGAAGCUGAUUUCUAAUCAGUUGUUGUCUCUCUUGUGAAAUUGUUGAAUAAAAAAUACACAAAUACUGUGAA